Molecule: messenger RNA, 1877 nt
Organism: Sabethes cyaneus
Lineage: Eukaryota; Metazoa; Arthropoda; Insecta; Diptera; Culicidae
Product: zinc finger protein 888-like
Exons: 2
Coding region: 18-1877 (619 amino acids)
Source: RefSeq, a predicted model, not a curated record
CCGUCAUCAAAAACAAAAUGCCCUGUUGCGUCCGCAACUGCACCAGUGGCGCGGGCUUGCUAAAGUUUCCGGAAAGUGCCCGCUUCCGCAAACGUUGGCUAGAUGCGAUCAGUUACGGUACCGGCGAGAAAGUAAGCGAAAUCGACGAAAAGCAAGCGAUAUGUUUGGCACACUUUGGCCCCCGGGGUGACAUGGAGUACCAGGAACCGACGAGGUUUCAAAAAAGUAACGGGGAAUGGAUUUUCCUGGCUAGUUGCCGUCUGUGUUUCAGGAUCGCCGAGAAGAAGCGGAUGUUUUGUCUCAGCGGACAGCUGGCUGGCUGCAGUUUGGAUGUCGUUAUCAAACGUACGCUGGCAAUUAAUAUUAGUGCAAAGGAUUUCCUGCGGGAUAUCUGUUUGCAGUGUGUGACCAAAAUAGAUCUGGUAAGGGCAGUGCAAAACGUAGCUCAAGCUGGGGACUGUCACUUUGGGCUGCUACAGAAAUCGAAAAGACCCUUGGAAGCCUUGCAAGUAACGUUGGAGGAAGUGAUUGAGGAAUCGGUUCCCUGUGAGGUACGAAACGAUCCGGAACCAAGGUGUACGUCUAAGGUGAUCUACAGGCCGUCUCUUCCUAGACGAAAGAGAGAUACUACCGAAAAUGGUGAAAGUGUUCUGCAACUCUCUUCCAGAACAUGUUAUAUUUGUAGUGGAAAGGACAAAUAUCGGGAUAAGGAUGAAUUGAUUGCACACUUGGUUCAGGAACAUGCCGGGAAGGUUGAAUGUGUUUGUACAAUUUGCGACGGGAAGACAUUCUCGUGGGUCCGAGCGUACAAUCACCACCUAAGCAGGCACGACGAACAAUUGCGGCCACUGAAGUGCAACUUUUGUCCGAUUCGAUUCAGCACGGAAAACGCCCUGAACACGCACGAAAAUAAGCUGCACGGUACGAGCCACAAGCUAUACAAACCAGCUAAGGUACACGAGGGAAGAUGGCGAUGCUCGCUUUGUAGCGCGCUUUUUAAGAACAUUAAAUACGUUCGCCGUCACAUGGAAAACAAGCACGGUAAGGGAAGGAGCUCGGAGUGCAAAAUAUGUCACAGAAAGUUUGACAACGCUACAAGCAUGGCCUCUCACAUGUUGGUUCACUUCCAACCGAAGCGAGAAAAGCUUUUCAAGUGUGUUAUCUGUGCAGAAACAUUUCGAUCAAAGCUAGAACUUCAGAAACACAAGCUGAUUGUUCACAAAGGCAAAAAGUUUGAAUGUAAACAGACCUACAGCUGCCACAAAUGCCAAUUGGUGUUUGAAGAUUCACUCGGAUAUUAUAAGCACCGGGAAGCCGUACACAGUGGAAAUCCAUUCCGUGAACGUUACUAUGAAUGUCUAAUUUGUUCGGCGAAACUUAAGAAUGCCGGUGAACUAAUGGACCAUAUAGUUGGCGACCAUUCGAUCGAUAACUACCCGCACGCUCAGUGUUCUGUGUGUCCAUCAAAAUUCCUAAGUGCCAGACAACUGCGAGCCCAUGCGGGCUAUAAACAUCCGGAAGCCCAGAAAGAACCGGUCGUGUUUCAGUGUGAUCACUGCGACCAAAAGCACUAUACGCAACGGCAGAUGGACAAGCACAUGGCCCGGGAACACGGUGCAGAGAAACGGUUCGGGUGCGAUAUUUGCGGCAAGCGGUACAUACUGCGCCGCAGUCUGGGCAAGCACAAGAAAACCCAUCAAAAGGAAAACCAGCACUUGAAGUGUAACCUCUGUGAUGCAACCUUUGCCUUGAAGAGUGCCAUCUACGAACACUGGAAAACCGCGCACGGAACCAAUAAGUGGGAGCAGAAGAAGGCCGUCGCCGCGAACAGUGAAAGUACUAAUUCCCCUCUUAGGGAUCAUUCCUAUCUUACGUAA